Molecule: messenger RNA, 940 nt
Organism: Panicum hallii
Lineage: Eukaryota; Viridiplantae; Streptophyta; Magnoliopsida; Poales; Poaceae
Product: dirigent protein 1-like
Exons: 1
Coding region: 177-773 (198 amino acids)
Source: RefSeq, a predicted model, not a curated record
GUAUAUAGAUGUUAGUGUAUUUUAAUAUAUACGUGGUGAUUUGUUUAACGCUGCAUUAUUGUGACAACAAAUAUUAUCUCCAGAGGGAAACCAGCUGGCGCGCAACUGCUACGCACAAAUAAUUAUCUGCACUCACAUCAGGAAGCCGCUGGCAUGUGGCGAGUACUAUGUAAACCAUGGUGGUCCUCCUGCAUGCUGUCCUGCACCCAAAAAAGAGCGCCUUCACCAUGGCCCCGCCCAAGCUGACGCUCCCCCUCCUCCUCCUCUCCCUCCUGGCGCUGAUGACGUCGUCCGCCGCCGCCGUCGCAGACGACGGCGACGGCCUCACGCACAUCCACCUCUACGUGCACGAGACGUACACGGGCCCGAACGCCACGGCGGCCGCCGUGCUGCAGUCCCCGCUCGGCGCCAACUCGUCGUUCGGGAGCAUCGGGGUGGUGGACGACGAGCUGCGCGCGGGGCCGGACCGCGCGUCCCCGCUCCUCGGCCGGUACCAGGCCGUUUUUUUCGGCACGAGCCUGCAGGUGGGCGCGGGGUACCUGUCCUCCGUGACGCUCGUGUUCACCGCCGGCGAUUACGCCGGGAGCACGCUCUCGUUGCAGGGCCCCGUGCUCGGGUUCGCGGGCACCAUCGAGCGCGCCAUCGUCGGCGGCACCGGCAGGUUCAGGCUCGCUCGCGGGUACAUGCUCUUCAAGAUGAUCAGCAAGCCCACGCCGGAGACGGACGUCAACGAGGUCCACCUUUUCGUGCUCAUGCACCAUGGCAAGUACUAGCAAGCAACUUAUUUGUGGAGAAUUAGAGAACAGCACGCACCUUUGGAUUGUGGGGUGACUUUCACAUGUAUAGCCAGGAAGGCUUGAUGUACAAGUAAACAUAAAAACAACACAAUAGAUGGCUAUACAUAUUCUAAUACCCAUCCGCAGACGCAGUGGGAGGCUCA